Dendronephthya gigantea is the source of this 2282-nucleotide messenger RNA. RefSeq lists its product as uncharacterized. Bases 405 to 1040 code for a protein of 211 amino acids. The transcript is spliced from 3 exons. The record is from RefSeq and is a predicted model, not a curated record. NCBI's taxonomy places the organism in Eukaryota, Metazoa, Cnidaria, Anthozoa, Malacalcyonacea, Nephtheidae.
UCUUGACCCAAGGAAUUGGUGAAAAUUUCAUAAAAUGGCUCGAUGGUAUAAUUAUGCAAUUAUAAUUAUGCUUCAAAUGUAUAUGGCCGGAUGCUUAACACACUGAAGAAUCAUGAAAUUUCAAACGCUGUGGGAACCGUGGCGGUAAAAAAUACGAAGAUAUUUAUGAGUUAUAUCGGUAGCUAUAUCACAACCAAAGACAUUUCCAACUCCGAACUUUGCAUCGUCCAAAAGGAAAGUGGUGUAUUUGACCAGAUUGUAGAGCAUGUUUACCGAUAUUACUAUGGUUUAUAUAGCCGAAUCAUUCAAAUUGGACUUGUAUAUAAAUCGCACUCAGGAACCUAGAGGAUUUGCUAGUCCAAAAUUCUGGGAAAUUAUUUACCCAAGUUUUUCAAUUUAUCCAAAUGUCUCAAAGCAAGUCGUCGACGGAGUUUUUUAAACCAGUUAAAACUCCGAGUCCUUUCAAAUAUGUCGAAUGUUCAACAGGGGAAUCACCGCCAGCAAAUGCUGUUCAAGGUGGAGAUGAUAACGGACCAUCUUUCCACGCGAGAGGGAGGGUUUCUGGGAAAAAUAUUCCAGGCAAGGUCGGAGUAGAUUCGCCUAGAAAUGGCCGUUUGAAAGGGGCGUGCAUUCCGUACGGAUCAAAAGAGCACCGCGUCCACACAUUCGAGGUGCUAACAUCAACAUUGAAAGCAUCCUAUGUGAGAUGCAAAACUGGUGACAAGCCACCAAAAAAUGCUAUUGAAGGAGGCUACGAUGGAGGUCCUUCAUACCAUGCAAGGGGCGUAGUUGCAGGAAAGAGGAUUCCUGGAAAAGUUGGAGUGGAUAAGGAAUACGAUGGGAAUCUUAAGGGAGCAUGCAUCGCCUACGGUGGCAAGGAGCACCGCAUUCACGAUUUCGAAGUUCUUGUUUUAAAUGAUGAGAUAAUCCGUGUCGAAUACAAAGUUGACGAAGCAAAAAUACUUUCUACGACUCCGAAGGUAAUCGCAAAACAGAAAAAAAACAACCCCAGUUCUAUCGACCAGAGAAUGGAGUUCUAGUUUAAUGAGACAAUUACAAAUAGUUUUUCAUUUACGCAUCAAGCUGGGGCAUCAAUUCCCGUUGGAACAAAAUUCAAAUGUGGCAUUCCAAUGAUGGGCGAGGAAGAAGAGGAAGUCGUUGCGACCGGUUCUUACUCCUACAGUUGGGGAACGUCCAGUUCAAAUGCCAAAUCGUAUGUUGAUAAGUUUUCUGUUAGGGUAAAACCUCAUUCCACAGUUGUUUGUAACGCAGUGGUGAACGAGACCAAGAUGGAUGUUCCUUAUACAAUCUACUUCGAAUCUGGGAACACGUCAAGCGGAUCAUGGAAAGGAGUUUCUACAUGGGGCCUGUACUGCAAAAAAACCUUCGAAGAGCCCAAGGACUAAAGCAUGGCUUUUAAAAUCAUUUAACAAAGUUAAACGGUCUAAACUAGAAAACAGCGUAAAGGCAAGACAAUAUAUCUAGUUUGACUUCAUCUAUGUAGUAGCUAUUUAGUAAGUAUUACAGCUAGUAGUCGAAUGUAUAUUUUGAAGAUGUGCAGAUCAAACGGUUACUCAAAAAAACAGUUGAGAACUCUCUUGGUCGUGGCUUGAAUCCGAGGUCUUUCAUUAAUUUAUUGUGUGAUCAUCCAGAUUAAAUUUUCUAUUAUUAAUUCUGACGUUUCGGCUUCCUACACGAAAGCCAUUAUCAAAGACGUAUAAAAUUGUUACAAUUGCAAAUUUGCAGUUUUAUGUUGCGUCAAAUUGACGUCCGCGUGAACAGUUUACAAAGUGAAUGCCCCGCAACUGAUUUUGGUGAAACUGGACGUACUCUCGAUUCUCGCAUUAAAGAACAUAAGCGAUCAACAGAAAACAAGACGUGGCGAGCAGAAUUGCGGUUCAUCAUAUGGAAACGAAGCACAAAAUUGAUUGGGAGAGAGCCACUUGUAUGGAAUUCAUCGCUUUUGAGGAUGAAAGAAUGAUUUUAGAAAGCUGGUUGACAAAAUGCGAUGGAAACAUUUGUCAUGGAUCAACAUUUGUCGCGAUAUGCCUGGAGCAUACGCUGGGCUAAUUGCACAUAAUCGCAGGCUCUUAAGCCUUAAACGCACGUGCAAGCAAACAAACUCACGAAAACGCGCACGUCAAUUUGAUGCAAGAUAAAACCACAGAGAAGAGAUGGACAGAGAAGAAGUCGACUCUCUGUCCAUCUCUCCUCUGUGAUAAAACUGAUAAGUGUAAAUUUGCAACUGUAAUAAACGUCUUUGAUAAUGACUGCCGUGUAGG